Molecule: messenger RNA, 2331 nt
Organism: Daphnia pulex (common water flea)
Lineage: Eukaryota; Metazoa; Arthropoda; Branchiopoda; Diplostraca; Daphniidae
Product: sorting nexin-29-like
Exons: 8
Coding region: 288-2096 (602 amino acids)
Molecular function (GO): phosphatidylinositol binding
Source: RefSeq, a predicted model, not a curated record
UGUAAUUACCAUGACACCAUCGCCAUGUUUACGUUAUUUUUUUUACGUAGGCAAUUUCAUUUCUCAUGAAUUUGUCUCAACUAAUAAAAACAUUUCAUACCGUUAAACACAAAAUAUUGAUUUACCUUUUUUUUAUCGAAGGGAAAAAUCGAAAGAAAAAUGAUAAAUUAAAACUACGGCCAGCAACAACUGUCCGCUCUCGGUUUACGAAGACAUUUGUGCCCGUGACCUAGUGUUUCAUUUUGUAAACAAACCCUCCCCCUAAAAAUUAUUGAAAAAGCCUUACAAUGUGGGAAAGUGGAAACAUUCGAUACCGCGAUGAACUUAUUAAAGUCAUUCGGGAUAAUGUCCAAAUUUGUGAAAAGAAAUUUGGAGGAAGAACUUUGUUAGCUACAGAAGCUGAACCGUCAGUAAUGAAAGUUAUCAAUGGCUUCGAACUUAUACUUCAAGAUGGUUUGAAAAUAAAGAAUGGAGUCAACUUGAAGAGCAUAAACCUCAAUGUCAACAGUUUCAGCUUAAGACAUGUUACCGAAUUAGUUUCCAAUGGAAUAAGCAUGGUAAUGAAUCCAGUGGGGCAGGCAGACCAACAGAUACCAGUUUUUUGGCACUUUGUGCGAAACCAUCUGACAAGACAUGAACAAGAAAGAUAUUAUAACAUUCAGAAUGUAAGCACAGACUAUGGAAGAGGAAGAGCAUGGCUGCGUUCAGCUAUCAAUGAGCAUUCACUUGAUCGUUAUUUGCGGAUGCUUUUCUCAGAUGAGAAUCUCCUUUUUAACUAUUAUGAAUCCUCAUCUCUGAUGAAUGAUACCUCAUCAAGAGAGUGUUUACUUACUUCAGCAAAAGAUUUGCGUUCUGUGAUAUUUGCUCUUGUAGUUGAUCGCAAAGAGCUGGACCAAGUUGAUGAAUCUAAGAAAUUGAUGAUACAAAGUCUUCGCCCAGAACCCCAAGCAGUUAAGAUGCCAGUUGCAGAACAAGAGCAAACAAAACGAAAAAAAAAAUCCAAAGUUCGGGUUGUUGAUUUCGAGAGUGAUGAUGAAGAAGAUGAAAAGCCCGCAAAAGCUUUCAAUAGUGCAGCAAUCACGAUUCCACAAAGUGGCAGUACACCAUCCUUAAUAUUCCAACACACCGGAAGUAGCCCGAGCAUCAAAUCCGUCGACUCGCAGGAUGCACAAUUGGCGGAAACGAAGCGCUCCAACAUGAACCUAUCUGAAAUGAGACAAAUGCUCCUAGAUCUCACUGAUAAGAAAACCCAGUUGGAAGAAGUAAAAUCAUCCCUUCAGUUACAACUUCAUGGCGUUCAGCUUGAGAAGCAGGAUCUUCAAGAUCGAUUAAAGGUAGCCGAGCAACAAAAUGGUGAAUAUGCGAGGGAAAAUUCCAUUCUCAAAGAACAACUAAAGCACUACAUGGGGGCUGUUCAGAUGUUGAAGAAUUCAGCUAAUAAUGCUCCUACACCAACGUCCACCUCUCCUCCUCCAGAUUACCACCAAGAAGCUGGCCAUUUUGAAGAAAAACUGAUUCAGGUUGCUGAAAUGCAUGGUGAAUUGAUGGAAUUCAACUCUCACCUUCAGUGUAGUUUGAAAGCAGCUGAACGAUUUGCCGACCGCUUAAGAACUGAAUUGGUGCAUUUGCGCGGCCCUUUGCCUUCUGAUUAUGCUAUGAAUAAUGACGAUAAUAGUCACUUGUGUAAUUUGGCUUCAUCAGCUGAAAGCCCCUGGAUUCAUGUUUGGAUCCCAUCUACUUUUCUAGUUCAAGGAACAGUUGAUUCGCAUCACGUUUAUCAGGUUUACAUUCGGAUGGGUGAUACUGAGUGGACUAUUUUCAAGAGAUACUCACAAAUGUAUAAAUUCCGCAAAGAAAUGAGUAAACGAUACCCUUUCACCGCCGAAAUUCAUUUUCCGCCGAAAAAAAAAUUCGGUUAUCGCGAAGAAAAAACGGUGGAAGAUCGACGAAAGAAACUCCAAGAAUUUCUUCGUCAAUUUCUUAAUCUUUGGAUGAGACAUGAGACGUGUAUCACUACUCUCAAUCAAGCUACUUUUGUUAGUCUUUUUUCAUUUUUCAGUGAGCAACCGAAUUCAGCCCCUCAAAGUACCACGUGAAUACGCUAUCAAGAAAUUCAUUCCACAAGUCAGCUUCAUCUUAUGACCAUACAAAAAUUCAGUUGCAUGAGAUUAUUUAAGUUAAAUGCUAUUUGUUCUAAAAGAGUUAUUUUGACGGAUGACACGAAGUAAGGACUUGAUUUGAAUUAUAUAAUAUUGGCGCCACUGCGUCAAAAAAAGCAUUGUGUACAGUGGAAAAAUGUCAAAAAAUGUCAGUAAACUACAACUACUGUUA